AUGCAGGGGAUUGCGAAAGAUCCGCGGCCGCAGAUCUCCCUUUCCAUUUCCCCGCUGAGAGCACUCCUUGCCAAGAUCCACCCUGCGACGAUGAAGCCCAUUGUGUUGACCGUCCUCUCUGCUGCAGGUGUGCACCACUCACAGUGACAUGAAGGAUGCCUGCUGAAAUGCGGGCUGUGGCUGCGGGUGUGCGCGUGCGUGUGUGCAGUGGUGACUGGGUUCGUCAUUCCGUCGCCAAGGAGUCCUUCGAGCGGGGAUGCGUCGAACCUCUACACCAAGAGGGUGAGCGGAGGGUGGGAGAGGGAGGGACAGAGACGGCGCGAGAGAGACAAGGAAGACCUAGAUGCAUGUGUCUCUGUCAGCGGCGCCGCUCAUCCGACAGGUUGUCCCGCAUGGAUGCCAUCGUUGGCGCCCAACCUGCUGUGGUACGAGAAACGAGAUCGGUCAUUCGUGUCACGUCACACUGGCUUGCAUUCUGAAUGCACGUGUGUGUGUGUGCUCAUGUGUGUGUGCGUCUGAACAGAAGCAGGAGUGGAAAUCUGUCCUUGAAGUGGACGAGAUAGCCCCCGGCGACCUCAUGCCGAUCGAGGUGCGCUGCGCGUCAGCUGUUCACAUACACACACAUGCAGUGACAGGCACGGCACGCACCGCACCGUUGGUGUGCUGUGUGUAGGUGAAUGGCCUGAAGCUGCUACUGGUGGCUGAGGCGAAGGAUGGCACCAUUUAUUGUGUGGGCAACGCAUCACCCCCCCUGGGCACGCCCCUCGAAGAGGUCGGUGGGCACCAAUAUAUGUCGCGUACACCGAUGUGUCCUUCGUAUGCAAAUCGGUUUCUAUGCAUAUGCAUAUGCGUUCAUCGUGUGACCUGAUCAGGGCGAGGUGAAGGACGGCAAGGUCAUCUGCCCCAACUAUCGGACCGCCUUCGACCUGUCCACCGGUGAAGUGGUCGGCGAGUGGUGCCCCUUCCCGCCCGUCAUCGGCUUCCUCACGGGCAAGCUCAGCCCCCAGCGGCCCCUCAACACCUUCCCGGUGCGGCAGCAGGGCAAGAUGAUCCAGGUGCAGGUGGACGUCAUGGCAAAGGCCAACUUCGAGAGGAAGUACUGGAAGGGCCUCCUCGACGCACAGGGCAAGGCUGAUGGUGGCUACUACUAGACAGAGACGGAAGGGCGGUUGAACGGAGGGAGGUUGUGUGAUGCAUUGCAUGUCGAUUUUCGCGGAUGCGUGUACAUUUGCGCACACGAUUUUGCCGCAACAAACGUGUGGACUGACUCGCUACUCUUGCUGCCCUUCCUUCCGUAUAUGUGCAUUCAUGCGAGUGAGGUCGAUUUGUCAUGGGCGGCGUGGUUUCCCGAUUUUCCGAUGGAUGACGCUCAUCCACACGGCACGCGCACACGGGGGAGGGAGGGAGGAGGGAGGCUUGUCGAUCAUGUGUGAUGUCGUGCAGUAAGGCGUUCUCGUGCUGCAUUGGGCAACAUGAAGGGCGCUGUUCGUUGCGCAACACACCGACUUUCAGACCAGUGAACACGUUGAGCUACGAAGACAGUUCACUCAAGUUUGCUUCAACCCGAAUAUAUGUAUAUGCAAAAGUCGACGUCUAUGAGGGUUGCAUAUAGCGGACUUCCAUG
Messenger RNA from Vitrella brassicaformis, 1624 nucleotides. NCBI's taxonomy places the organism in Eukaryota, Vitrellaceae. The record is from the annotation of a GenBank genome assembly.